AUGGCAAAAAAUCCUUCCGCGCAAUCUGCACUAGCUCGCAAACAGGUUGAGAAGCGGCUGGCCAAGAAAGACCUACGUGCCCACUUCCGUCGAGCUAUUGUACAAGACCAGCACGGUGCGCCAAGCACAGCCAAAGUCAUUCGGAUCCAUCCAAAUCGUCGUGACCUCAAAGAACGCGAGAUCUAUUUUGGGCACGUCAUUCUUGUUGAUGCCUUGACUGGCGAAUUCAUUGCCUCCAUCUACACCCUUCAUCCUGACGAUGAGAAGAACAAAAACCUUAAAGACAAAUUCGACUGGGCAGUUCAACUUCUGUAUCACCAUGGCCUUGCACGUCGAAAGUGUUCAACAAACAAAGCUGCAAAAGCCUUAGGAGCGGCGAUGAGUGGUGAAAUGUAUCCCGUAGGGUCUCGUGGUGCUAGUGACGCUGGCAAAUCUGGUGGCGCGUAUGUAUUGAACAUACGCACUCGUAGUCAUCCCCAACUCAUUAAGCAAGACAUUGACAGAAUGAAAAUCAUGCCUGAUGUAGACAAGUUUAUCUCAGAUUUAUUCUCAUACCUUGUACUAUCUCAAUUUAAAGCCAAUCUCCAACUCGCACAACAGUACGGUGUUUCUUGGGCAUCCGCAAAAUUCUUUAAUAGUGUCUCCCAAUCCAGUUGCGGUUCCAAUCUUGUGAUCACUAGAGACGAAUUUGCCAAUGCCUCACAUCCCGAUCUAGACGAAUCCGGCUGUGCCAUUGGGCUUUUUUGUCUUAUGGAACGCGACUCAGGUAAAGUAAUUUAUCCCCAGGAAACUAAAAACCCCGCUCCGUAUCACAUCGAAGGAGCAUACUUUCAUCUCGACAACUACAACACCAAGAUUCGCUUAAGUCAUCAUCCAAAAAUCAUUGUGUGGAACACAAAAACCUACCACCACAGCUCACACUCUCAAACCCUUGACUCUUCUGGCAAACGAGUAUCUCCCCAACAGGCCAAUCUGACCAAUUUCGGAUCCUCAAUCCAGGUCUCAAAAACUAUAGUUGAUAGAAUCCGGGGUAUGCGCAAGGAAAAAGACAACAUGAGUGAUGAGGUUUGGGAGGAUUUCAAACAGAGGCGAGUAAACAAUUAUUCAGAUGAGAUUGAAAAAAGAUUGAAAUUACUGAAGAAACAGCAAAAGCUUGACCCUUUGAUUGAGGAGCAGAUGAUGGCUAGUCUCUCAAGCCUUGGGCGCUUAUAA
Melampsora larici-populina 98AG31 is the source of this 1212-nucleotide messenger RNA. RefSeq lists its product as uncharacterized. Bases 1 to 1212 code for a protein of 403 amino acids. The record is from RefSeq and is a predicted model, not a curated record. NCBI's taxonomy places the organism in Eukaryota, Fungi, Basidiomycota, Pucciniomycetes, Pucciniales, Melampsoraceae. The transcript has 2 exons.